This is a messenger RNA of Gekko japonicus, 3030 nucleotides long. It is a transcript of the gene ZBTB18, whose product is annotated as zinc finger and BTB domain containing 18. NCBI's taxonomy places the organism in Eukaryota, Metazoa, Chordata, Lepidosauria, Squamata, Gekkonidae. The record is from RefSeq and is a predicted model, not a curated record. Gene Ontology annotation, biological process: regulation of transcription by RNA polymerase II. Bases 426 to 1994 code for a protein of 522 amino acids. Gene Ontology annotation, molecular function: RNA polymerase II cis-regulatory region sequence-specific DNA binding; DNA-binding transcription factor activity, RNA polymerase II-specific; protein binding. Gene Ontology annotation, cellular component: nucleus. The transcript has 2 exons.
AGGAGGGAGGGGAGCGGAGGAAACAUCUGGCUGCCGCAGCCCGGGCCCGUCUGUGCCGCCGCCGCCGCCGCCGCCGCCGCCGUGCGUGCUCCUGCGCUGCGUGCGCCGGGCUCCCCGCCCCCUCCUGCUCUGCCGGCCCGGGCUGCUCUGGGGCGCUGCCAUGGGGAGCCGCUGAGGCGGUGCAGGGGGGCCACCUUGCUCCCGCCCUCCCCCUUUCCCUCCCCCUCCCGCUCUCGGUGCCCCUCUUGGCAGUCCCUCACUCACUCGCUGCCUCUGGGGCGGGGAGCGAGCGGGACGCCGGGCGGGGGGCACGGGGAGCCCGGAGGGGGGCAGCGGUGGCGGCUGGCGCAGGGAGGAGCGCGGCUGGGACUUGGGGGCCGCUCCAGAGUGUGAGUCCCGACCCUGCCCCUGGUUAUGAAGACAGCAUGGAGUUUCCUGACCAUAGUAGGCAUUUGCUACAGUGUCUGAGCGAGCAGAGGCAUCAGGGUUUUCUUUGUGACUGCACUGUUCUGGUAGGAGAUGCCCAGUUCCGAGCACAUAGAGCUGUAUUGGCUUCAUGCAGCAUGUAUUUCCACCUAUUUUACAAGGACCAGCUGGACAAAAGAGACAUUGUUCAUCUGAACAGCGACAUUGUUACAGCCCCAGCUUUCGCUCUCCUGCUUGAAUUCAUGUAUGAAGGGAAACUCCAGUUCAAAGACUUACCCAUUGAAGACGUGUUGGCAGCUGCCAGUUAUCUCCACAUGUAUGACAUUGUUAAAGUCUGCAAAAAGAAGCUAAAAGAAAAAGCCACCACAGAGGCAGACAGUACAAAAAAGGAAGAAGAUGCCUCGAGUUGUUCGGACAAAGUGGAGAGCCUCUCUGAUGGCAGUAGCCACAUGGCAGGAGAUAUACCCAGUGAUGAAGAUGAAGGGGAAGAUGAGAAACUGAGCAUCCUGCCUAGCAAAAGGGACUUGGCAUCUGAACCUGGGAACAUGUGGAUGAGAUUGCCCUCGGACUCAGCAGGCAUUCCCCAGAGUGGCGGCGAGGCAGAGACACACACAACAGCAGCUGGAAAAACAGUAGCCAGCCCCUGUAGCUCAACAGAGUCUUUGUCCCAGAGGUCUGUCACCUCCAUGAGGGAUUCAGCAGAUGUUGACUGUGUCCUGGACUUGUCUGUCAAGUCCAGUCUUUCUGGAGUUGAGAAUUUGAACAGUUCUUAUUUCUCUUCACAGGACAUGAUUAGAAACAACCUGGUGCAGGUGAAGGUGGAGAAAGAGGCUUCCUGUGAUGAGAGUGACGUUGGCACUAAUGACUAUGACAUGGAACAUAGCACUGUGAAAGAAAGUGUGGGCACUAAUAACAGGGUACCAUAUGAGCCAGCCCAUUUGGCUCCUAUGAGGGAAGAUUCUGUUUUGAGGGAGCUAGAUAGGGAGGACAAAGCAAGUGAUGAUGAAAUGAUAACUCCAGAGAACGAAAGAGUUCAGGUGGAAGGGAAUAUGGACAGCAGUCUGCUCCCCUAUGUCUCAAACAUACUUAACCCUGCAGGCCAAAUUUUUAUGUGUCCCCUCUGCAACAAAGUUUUUCCUAGCCCCCACAUUCUACAGAUUCACUUAAGUACGCACUUUCGAGAGCAGGACGGGAUCCGCAGCAAGCCUGCUACUGAUGUCAAUGUCCCGACCUGCUCCUUGUGUGGUAAGACUUUUUCUUGCAUGUACACUUUGAAGCGUCAUGAGAGGACUCAUUCAGGUGAAAAACCCUACACUUGCACCCAGUGUGGAAAGAGCUUCCAAUACUCCCACAAUCUCAGCCGCCAUGCUGUAGUUCACACACGGGAGAAGCCGCAUGCUUGUAAGUGGUGUGAGCGCAGGUUCACACAGUCUGGAGACCUUUACAGACACAUUCGGAAGUUUCACUGUGAGUUGGUGAACUCAUUGUCUGUCAAAAGUGAAGCACUGAGCUUACCUACUGUCAGAGACUGGACAUUAGAAGAUAGCUCGCAAGAACUUUGGAAAUAGAAUUUUUAUAUAUAUUAUAUAUAUAUAUAUAAAUCUAUAUAGUUGUGGUACAGUCUAAAAGCAGUCUUGUUUCCUUGAGCUGAAAGUUUGGCCAUUAGCUUGUUUUUUGCACUUUAAGGCGGCAUGAACAUUUCACUACUUUAGUGCUCUAGUGGUAUGAACUAUAGAAAUGAGACUAAUAAAAGUAAAAAAAAUUCCCCUUGUUUCUCCAUCAAGUAAGUACUUCUUUUAAACAAAAACUACAAAUGAACAAGUGUGAUUAUUAGGUUUUGUUUAACCUUACUGCAUCAUUUCAAACUCAAUUUUAAAAAGACAGAUCUCCUCCAGUGUGUUACCAAAUUGUUUACAUUUUAAAAACUGCAUGCAUCUUUUCUAACUGUGGGAAACCUGAAUGCUUUUAGACCCAAAUGGUAAAUUUCUGAAAUGCUGGAGUAUCUAUUUUUAAAUAAGCAGCUAAGAUAUUAUUCUAACUUGUGUAUUACAACAGUUCCCAAUUAAAAACAAACACAGAUUUUCAAAAAUACACUGGAAUUGCUGGACUGUGUGAAGUGUGCUUGGGAUGAAAAAGGAUGUUGCAGCUUCAGCAGUUGCGAACUGUGCAUUUAAAAAUGUGAAUUACUGUUGUAUACUGUAAUUGAUUAAAUGGGCUGGGGGGGUGUCAAGGAAAUUGACAAGUUGUGUUAACGCUCUCAGUUGAGUCUUGAAAAGUAAAUAUUAACGCUAUGGAAAUGCAUGCGUUUCAGUAUAUUUUUGUCUUUGUUUGCAUUGUAUAACUUCAAUGAGUGAGUUUUAAAACUUAUUUAAUUUUUGUAGGAAAAAAACACCACUGGAAAAAUUGGUGUUAUGAAGAACAUAAAUGCACUGUCUUUUAUUUUAUAUAAUUUAAGUUAAUUGCCCACUGUCUUUUAAGUUGAACAAAAGCUACAUGUUGAUUUAGCUAUGUAAAGGAAGAUAGUAAUGUUUACAAACAGGCUUAGAGAUUUGCAUGUGCAGUGUACAUUUAUCAAAAAAACCUGAUUGCACAAAACCCAUGCCA